GAGAGCUUCUGAAAAAAAAAAAAAAAAACCAGAGAGAAUCAAAGGCAAAAUCCUCCAUGACGAAUUAUGAUGUCCGAGAUUCAAACUCCAGCACGAUGAUAAUCUCCAAGGAAGUAUCUCCUCAAUCCGUCUCUAGGAUCAAGGGUAUGCUUGAAGGACCAGAAAUCUCUGAUCUCCUCCGAGAAGUUUGCAACACAAACUCAAAGGACUUGUACUUUGACCUGGUUCGCGGCAACCUCAAGCCCCAACGAGUCGUACGUGGCCGAGUCACCUGUCUCCUCUCGGUCACACUCGCAAUUAGUAAUUUCUACGGUUCAAUGCAUGGAGCGGCUGUUGCGGCUGUUGCUGAGAUGGUGGCAAUUGCUUGUGCUAGAACCAUGGUGGAUGAGGACAAGGAACUCUUUCUUGGGGAACUGAGUAUGUCAUAUCUCUCCGCUGCUCGAACUAAUGCAGAGGUGAUAGUUGAUGGCUCUGUAGUCAGGAGUGGAACAAAUUUGACUGUAGUUGCAGUGGAGUUCAAGCUUAAGGAAACUGAGCAGUUGGUUUAUACUGCUCGUGCCACUUUCUACAACAUGCCUCUUUCAAAGCUAUGAGAAAAUCAACACUAAGUUUGUAAAACCCCUUAAAAUUUACAUUGUUCAGCGUAUCAUACAUGCUCUCUAUUCUCUCUCUGCUUUUCAACAAUUCAAGACAUCUUUCCAAAUCAUUUC
This is a messenger RNA of Juglans microcarpa x Juglans regia, 710 nucleotides long. RefSeq lists its product as uncharacterized. The transcript is spliced from 4 exons. Gene Ontology annotation, molecular function: fatty acyl-CoA hydrolase activity. Lineage: Eukaryota; Viridiplantae; Streptophyta; Magnoliopsida; Fagales; Juglandaceae. The record is from RefSeq and is a predicted model, not a curated record. Bases 57 to 593 code for a protein of 178 amino acids.